AAAAAGCAUCUGUAUUGCUUGUCUUUCAGAGGUGUGAACUUCUUUGCAGAGUGGUCUAAAAGAUCAAUAGUCAGCAUAACUAAUAGCUGCAAAGUGGAAAAGUUUUACUAUGGACAGGUGAUAAAAAAAGAUAUCACGAAGUCAGAUAGUGUAAUUCUCAUUAGUAAGGUAAGAUCCUUCACAGAUUUACCAAAGGCUAAUAUUCUUGAUGGUAUGCUGGCAUUUCUUUAGAGCCCACAAAAAAGAAAAAAAAACCCGGUAAUUACAGGCCAUUACUGAAAGAACUAGGAAAUAAUGUACUUUGUAAAAUAACAGACCUUGGUGGGUUUGGUUUCUGUUGGUUUUGUCAUGCUUUUACUUAGUGUCCGACUCCUUUGCAAACCCUGUGUAGGAUCUAUUUUACCAAAGAUCGGGUCUCUUCUGCAGUGCGUGUUACUGGUUAAUAUGUCAGAGCCUAAUACACAAGUUCUUCAUGGCAAGAAAUAUAUUUUUUCCUCAUAUUCUCUAACAUAAGUAGUAUAACUGUUUAAAUAUUAAAUGGCAGUUAUCAAAAGACACUUGAGAGAAACUUCAC
Molecule: messenger RNA, 574 nt
Organism: Struthio camelus australis
Lineage: Eukaryota; Metazoa; Chordata; Aves; Struthioniformes; Struthionidae
Source: RefSeq, a predicted model, not a curated record